GAAAGACAUUUCAAAUUGGCCCUUGUAUCCUUUAAUUUUUCAGAAAGUGGGGCUCAGAGAAAAAAGCUGGACAACACUGUCUUACAGCAGCAAUUCAAGUUUUUACCAUUUUUAAUCUCAUUCUGAUCUCCUUAAUGCUGUGUCAUUGUUAGCAUGUUAGCUCAAAUGUUUCCAUGUAUGCUAACUAUGCGAGGAGGUGUCAGGUGACAAACAGUCCGUGGCUACAAAUAGCACGAUGACUAAGGCACGGUCACGCACAGUGUGAGUGUGCCACUUUGAAGAGCAGCAAAACUUUGGAGGUAAGAGUUUGGAAUCUUUUUUUGUCCCUCCUGAUCUCCGAUUUGUUUUUCCACUCUUGGAUAUUCUCUUCCUGUUUUUCCGGCUUACCCACUUCGUUCUCCUCCGCUCUUUGUUUUUCCCCCCGUUAUUGACCAUCAGGUUUAGCGUCGUCGAGAUGAAGUGCGGCACAUCCGGUUUUUGUGACGUUUCGUCGUUGUUAGGCGUUUGGGAAUCUCGCGUCAAGAAACAUCGGCAACGUCAGAAGAAGGAACAGGAAAGGAAGGAGAGGAGCGCCCUUGCCAGGAUUGAACAACAGUGGCAUUAUCGCCUCUACUGCAAGACGCUCACCACACAACAGCGCAACCUACUCAACAGCUACCUGCAAAACACACACUCAGCUGAGCUGAAAGUUACGGGAGAAGGUCAACGAGUGGAAGUUUUGGCCAGGCGGGACGAGGACGCUGACGAGGACGCCUUGUUGUUCCGUCUGUCGGGUGAGCAGUGGAAGGAUUUCCCGAAGGAUCUCGAGUGGAAGACAUUUUUGCUCGAGUGGCACGUGAGCGACACUAAAAUCCAGAAGCUUCCGGACUACUUGGCAUCCUUUAGCCUCCUGAGGGUUUUGGACCUCCCCAAGAACGAACUGUGCGAGCUUCCCCCCGGCAUCGGCCAACUUGGCGAGUUGCGGCAACUGAACGUCAGCUACAACCGACUGUCCCGCGUUCCCGCCGAACUCGGGAUGUGCGAGAACCUGGAACGGCUGGAACUCUGCGGAAAUCGUCACCUCUCCGAGCUACCUUUUGAGCUGAGCUCUCUGAAACGUUUGGUCCACCUGGACAUAGCGGAGAACGGGUUUUUGUCCAUCCCCGUGUGCACUCUGAGGAUGAGCGCUCUGCAGCUUCUCGAUCUCAGCGACAACCGACUCGGUGACCUGCCGCAGGACAUGGACAGGUCGCUCACCUCUCUGUGUGUUAGCCACCCAGCCAAAGUGUUUGAAUUUCAGUACUUAUUUAGGUUGUGCGAGCUGGUGACACUGUUCUUACACAAGAACCGUCUUUCGUAUCUUCCUCACUGCCUCACCAACAUCGCCACGUUGAGGAUGAUCGUCGUCAGCGGCGCCGAGCUCGUUUGUAUACCCACGCAACUCUGCAGCAACCCCAGGAUCAAGUUCAUCCGCCUGUAUGACCGUCCGACCAGCGACAAAAAAAAGAAGAAAAGGAAUUGGAGAACGAGAAGACAGGAAGUUGAAGAGGACAGCAGCGGCGAAGAAGAGGAGCAGAUGAAAGACAGCCGAGAGAAAGAGUUCAUGGACGCUUAUGUCAGCAUGCUGAAGGACAGAGAUGACGUGCCCUACUCUACCACCAAAGUGACUAUUUCCUGUAUGCUCUAACCCGGCCCACCAGGAAGCAAAAUUACUAGCAAGAUUGUGUUUGGUCAUGUCAUCCCACCAAAACAAUUAUACAUCUUUUUUUUUUUAAUGGAUAUUGUAGAUGAAAUGGCUUCAGGAAUUUGUUCUAUUUCGAAUUUAUUGAAAGACAAACCUCAAUCCACAAUGUGAUUUUCAGUUUGCUGCUGAAAAUGUUGUUUGUAAAUGAGUGCUAAUAGUAUACAUUCAAACGUUUAUGUUCCAAUUUGCUAAUAUGUUUUGAAAAAUAAAAAUCCUAUUCAAUGGGAAAAAACAAAAAACAAAAACUGAUUUCUCGAAGUAACACAUUUUAGAGCUGUAAUAGUGAAAGAGAUAGCAUCUUUUCUCAUAGUCACCGUCUAACUGUGCAUUAUUCUAACACAUUUAAUAUAAUUAAUCAGGGAAUAGUAUUGUUUCUCGUAAUUACUGUUUGACUAUUACGCUAACACACCUAAUAUAAAAUAAAUAGCUCUUAUCUCAUAGUUUAAGGAAAACAAGCAGAAUAUAGGGCAUAAGAGAUACAUGACGCCUUCUUAUCGAGGAAGCCCAAUGUGUGCGUCAUGCAACUGACUGAGCAAGAUUGACGCUGACAAGCCCACAUCUGCACCACCAACUCCCGCAAUCAGUUAUCCCGGACAGUCCAGAACAAAUGGCUGGAUGCCCUUUCCCAACUCAAGGAACACCGGAGAGCGCCCGAUAUCCAACUGAUAACACGACUGACUCCAAGAGCCCCUUUGAUGCUGAGGUGGCAAAAUUCACAACCCUCGUUGCCCUCACAAAAUAACUCCCGAAUCCUUCUGUCCAAUCCACAAACAGACAAUAAUCCUAAACAACGCCCAAACACACCCUUCUUCCUGCCCACAGCCUGCCCCGCGAGAGCCUUCAAAAAGACAAUGUUUAAUCGUUGUCAUUUUUUCUCGGGAACCUUUUGUUUACUUGUGAUAUGGUGACUCUGAAUCCUCGCCACGGUCCCUCUGUGCUGUAUGAUCGCUGUCGACCUGAAUAAAUUGUCAACUUGUGCUUCGAAGCCUUUUUCCAGCAUUCAAAAUGAAGUCAGUACAAUUGGUUACGACUGAACGCGCAGAGAUUGACCUCUCGGCUGGGUUGUCGGGGUCUCGCCGGCCAGGGUCACUGGAGCUGCGCAAGCACGGGUCCGACGGUCAGUCUGGCUAAAGGGUCAGAUUCCUUCAAACCCAACUGAGAUGCCAUGGCAUAACCUGAAGACGGUGAUUGCCGCCAGACAUCCCAGGGAUCUGACUGAACUACUGCAGUUUUGUAAAGAAUGGGCCAAGAUGAGUCCUGAUCGAUGUGCCAGACUGAUCUGCAGCUACAGGAAGCGUCUGGUUGAAGUUAUUGCAGCCAAAAGGUGGGCCACAAAAUAUUAAAUAUGAUAGUUCACUUAUUCUUCCCCCUUCUGUCGUUGUUUUCAUACUAUCCUCAUUAAAAUCUGAAAACCUAUAAAUGUUUGGGUGGUUUUA
Corythoichthys intestinalis (scribbled pipefish) is the source of this 3159-nucleotide messenger RNA. RefSeq names its product leucine rich repeat containing 2 (gene smim22). NCBI's taxonomy places the organism in Eukaryota, Metazoa, Chordata, Actinopteri, Syngnathiformes, Syngnathidae. The coding region runs from base 455 to 1666 and encodes 403 amino acids. The transcript is spliced from 8 exons. Gene Ontology annotation, molecular function: protein binding. The record is from RefSeq and is a predicted model, not a curated record.